AGCUCCUCUUCCAAGCAUAGCAACAGGAGCAUGGAGGUGGAGCCCAAGUUACAAGAGCCUCAACUGUCUGGUGCCUACAUCCGUAGUCUUGUCAAGCAGCUGAGCUCUUCAAGGACCAAAGAUCCCAUGAAAUCAAAGUCUAGAGAUGGGGCAAGUGCAGGUGAAUCUUCUCAAGACAUCGCUAAAGAUGGUGAGCGCCUUGGUGACACUCAACAGCAACAAUCACCACCAUCAUCAAUGAAAGCUUUGCUACGAAAGAAACAGGUGAGAAGACGACUCCGUACCAGUAGGCCUUACCAAGAAAGAUUACUUAAUAUGGCAGAGGCUAGGAGAGAGAUUGUGACUGCACUUAAACUUCAUAGAGCUACCAUGAAACAAGCAAAUGAGCAACAGCAGCAGCAGCAGCAGAAACAGCAGCAGCAACAACAACAACAACAACAACAGAAUCCAUCACCUUCUCCAACUCUGGAGCUAUCUCCAGCAGUGCUAGAGGAGUUGCAGCAGGAGCUGAAUGAGUAUAGGAGAAAUUCUAGGAUUUAUACUCCUAACAACACAUUUCCUAACUACGCCCACAACACCAAAUUGUCACCCUUUACUUACCCUUCUUACUCUUGGAUUUAUCCACCAAUUACACGACUAUCCAUCUCUGAUGACCUCAACAUCCCUUUGCCCAAUCAACCAUUAGGCUUAAAUCUCAGCCUUCAAAGGUUCAACAAUAAAGACGAGUCCUUUUGCAACAACCUCAAUAGGAAACCAUCAAUCCAGCCAUCAUCUUGUUCAAAUUCUUCUGCUAGUAUCAUGUCAAGCAUCAAAAUACCAUGUAUCUCAAAGAUUUCCUGCCAGGCCUCUGGGGUUCCAUUGGAUCCUGCACCAGUGUCAUUGCAUCCAAUGAUGGAUGAUGAUGAAAUUGCAGAGAUCCGUUUGAUUGGAGAACAGCAUGACAUGGAGUGGAAUGACAAGAUGAACUUGAUGACAACAGCAUGGUGGAGUAAGUACCUCAAAAACAUGGAGGAUGGCCUAUGUGAAAAGGAAGAUCCACAUGAAGCAGGUUUUCAAAUGUUCAAUGAGGUAUUCAACAUGCCAUCUUGGUUGAGUAAUGAAGGGGAUGCUAAAGAGUCUUGCCUCUUCCAACCACAUAUGAAUAGCGACUACAAUGAAGAGGACUACAUGCAUGAUGCUGCCUUUCCAUGCUUUGACACCGGAGAAAUCAAAGAUUGGAAUGGAGAAUGGAUACUAUAGUGAGGCUUAUCAUUUUUUAUAAAGGAUGAUUCAUCAUCACUAUUGUCAUAGUUUUUUUUUUUUUUCCAUUUUUCAUAUUUUCAAUAAAUGACCAUGUUAAAAAUAUCAUGGCAAGCACAUGCAGAGUAAAAUGUAAUGGGGAAAGAGCAAACCAGAUCUUUUGUUUGUCAAUUGUUCAUUAUAAGCAUUAUGAUCAAAAGAAAGGCUAGAAAUAUGAUAAAUUGUUUAGAUGCUAAUCCCACCUACCACCUGCAAGACUUUGUGAUCAAAAGAAGAGAAUUGGAUUAGUGAGAGAGAAAACCCAAUAUACGGCAAUGUACCAACAGUAGGAGAAUUCUAGGUGGCCUUGAUCC
This is a messenger RNA of Musa acuminata AAA Group (dessert banana), 1592 nucleotides long. RefSeq lists its product as uncharacterized. Lineage: Eukaryota; Viridiplantae; Streptophyta; Magnoliopsida; Zingiberales; Musaceae. The transcript is spliced from 2 exons. The record is from RefSeq and is a predicted model, not a curated record. Bases 31 to 1239 code for a protein of 402 amino acids.